Vespa crabro (European hornet) is the source of this 3255-nucleotide messenger RNA. It is a transcript of the gene Acn, whose product is annotated as apoptotic chromatin condensation inducer in the nucleus. Gene Ontology annotation, molecular function: RNA binding. NCBI's taxonomy places the organism in Eukaryota, Metazoa, Arthropoda, Insecta, Hymenoptera, Vespidae. The record is from RefSeq and is a predicted model, not a curated record. The transcript has 9 exons. The coding region runs from base 160 to 2709 and encodes 849 amino acids.
AUGUCCAUGCUUGAUCGAGCGAGUACGGUAGCUCGACCGAUUGUUAAUAGCGUCAUUGAGAUCGUUGUUUCUGUUGAAGCGUAAUAUUUAUAUUCAGUGAAGCUCUUGGAAGGGACUUUACAUUUUGAUAGAAGCAUUACCCGCGGACGGGAUACAUUCAUGAGCAUGAGGCGCAAGAGUGACAGAAAUAAAGCUAAAGCAACACCAGAAAAGAAAGUUGAAAAACCAACAAGAAAAUCAACUCGCAGGCGUGGAAAACGUUCACCAUCUACAUCACCUGAGAAGGAUAAUGUUGAAGCAACUACAGUGAGUGCUACUUGUACAAAAGAAACUGAAAAGUCUCAGGUACAGACACGUCUUCAGAAUAAGGAAUUAGAGCAGGUAUCAGAUAGCCAUGAAGAAAAAGUUUCAUCCACUGAAGGUGAUAUCAAGGUACAAUCACCAGAGGCCGAGGAGGACAAUAACGGUGAUUCUGUUUGGAAAGUGGCAAGAGCCGAUGCAUCCCCUGGUGAAAUACAAAAAUUGAAGUUGUGUAGACAACGUAAUACAUCAGAAGCAUCAUCAGAUGCCUCUUUAAGUAGGAAAAAGUCGAACAAGUGGCAAGAAAGUGGUGAGGGAGGUGCAGGGGAGGUUGACUCGGCAGAUGAGCAGCUGGUAUCUUGUACAAGAAUGUCCAGUGGCAUUGAACAGCCGUAUGAUCCCUCCUCUUCAUACCCAGGUCAGGACUCCAACGAAGAGGUAAGUGAUAGCAAGGAGAUCCUGCCUGAAACCACUUCAGCCAACUUGUCUGACGAUAAACCAAACAUAGAUCAACAAGGUGAUUCAAAUGAGGCUAGUUGUUCCAACCAAAAUCUUCAUAGCGAGCCCAGUAAGCCAAGUAGUACAACCACUCCAGCUCCUAAUUCAAACGGCGAUCAUAUAUCAGAGGAAAUAGUUGCUGAUAUUCCUAAGGAAGACCAGCCUGAGGAAACCAUUGACCAGAAACCAACAGAAGUAUUUAACAAAGAAGCCAGUGUUGAAAAUGUCUGUAAAGAAGCUAGUACUGAUGACGAAGAAGAAGACAAACGGAAAAUUCAUAAAUCAGAUUCAUCAUCUGAAUCAAAUGAUGAGAAGCAUACUAAAAUUGAUUGCAGUAGCAACAGAACAGCAUCGCGUGCUAGUCGCAGAAAGCAUAGAAAUAAAUAUAGAGAUUCCUCUAAUUCUGAAACGCCUGAUUCCGAAGAUGAACAGCCUGCUGAAAGGAAAAUUGAAGAAUCUUUUACUCACAAAGAAAAAUCAAAUACAAUAGAUAUAUGUGAAGAAAAAGAUAAAUCAAGAUCUCCAGAACAAAAAUCUAAUCCUCUAUUAAAUAAUAUCAAUAUUGAAGUUGAACAUUCCGAAAUAACUAAACCAAAAGCUGAGAAUGAAACUGAAAAGCAGGAGCACGUUCCAUCGGCUGAUUUGCAAGUUCAGGCAUCAAUGCAAAAACCUGCUAAAGUUAAUUUGAAAAGAUCAUUUUCAGCACGAAUAUUGGCUGAUAAAAAUGAUUCAAAAAAAGAUGAUAAUGAUCCAAAUGCUAAUAGCGAAUCCAAUAAUCAAACCAAGGAAAAUCACAGUAACGAAGAUAAUGAGUUUAAAUCCGUACCAAGAAAGCGAAGAUGGGGAACUGCAUUAUCCACGGAUAGCGCACCUUCUUUUUCUAUUUCAACAGACUCUCUCAAGGCAUUAGUGCCAGGUGCAAAACCAUUAUCGAUCAAUGAAGUACGUUUGUCGAAAGAUGAUGACGAUGAAAGAGAUCAAAAAGAUAAUGAGAAAUGGCUUAAUGAUGAUAUUAAUGAUCAAAAGCCAAAAGAUAUUCUUGCGCAGAAGAAUGGUGCUGCAAAAAAAGGAGAUGGAAAAGUUGACAAUCAUAUAGCAGCAAGACGAAAGAUUUCUAUUGUGAAAGAACCUCCGCAUGUGAAGUCACCCAGUCCACCAGCAACAAAACCAACAAAUAUUCUUUUGAUAAAAAAUCUGGUUCGUCCAUUUACUUUGAAUCAAAUUAAAGAACUUCUUUCUCGUACUGGUACGAUCGUCGAAAACGGAUUCUGGAUGGAUAGAAUUAAAUCUAAAUGUUUUGUAGAGUAUGCCAAUGAGGAUCAAGCGUUUGAAACAAGACAAGCGUUACAUGGUAUAUCUUGGCCCGUAUCAAAUCCAAAAAGACUUCAUGUUGAAUAUGCAAUUAAAGACGAUAUGGAAUUGGCAAGAGAAUUAUCGAAAGAUCAACCUGUUUCACGUAAAACGGAACAACUUUUAACAACAGAUUCUUGGCAACAAGAUUGGAAUCGUGAAGAAAGAACAAAUUCGGCGAAGGUGGUCGUUGUUAGAGAAUGGGAUUUGGGUAAAGAAGAUGGGCAACAGCAUGUUAAAGAAAAAGAACGAGACAAGAAGGAGCAAGAUAAGAAAAGAAGAAGAAGUCGGAGUCCCGCAUUGGAAGCCCAUCUUCCAGCUCCUGCAAGGAAAUUUAAAAAGAAGGAAGAUGAUCCACCGCCGGCUAAACUUUUAGAUGAUCUUUUCAGAAAAACGAAGGCAACACCAUGCAUAUAUUGGUUACCACUUACGAAUGAACAGAUAGUAGUAAAGGAAGAAAUGCGAAGACAGCAUAUGGCCGAGCACGCUCGCAGAUUAGAAGAGAUGAGACGUACUGAAAGAAGCAGAGACAGCCGACGCCGUCGUAGUCCAAGAAAAUAGAAAAUUUGCAGAUCGCCAUUUCCGAUAAACGUACCUUUUUCCUGACGUAAACAGAAACGUACUUUGACGAACUUACAUACAGGACAUUUUUACAUUUGUCGAUUGAGAAAAAAAGAAGAAAAAAAAAAAUAAUUUCAGCAACUGACAGUUCAUCAUAUUCAUUGAAUUUACAUUUUAUUUUGUCACUUGUGUUAUUAAGAUUCAUUUUUAUUUUAUUUGUUUGAAAAUCUAUAAUGAUGCUGCUGCUGCACUAGUGUUUUAAUAUUAUUUGUUAAAUGUUAUUAUUUCUUUUUGAAAACAAGUCACAAAAUAAUCUUAUUAUAUGCAUUACUUGGAUUUUUUUUUUUUUUUAAGAUUAUUGGUAUUAGUGGGAACGAUUAAUAUUUUUUUUUUUCAUUUUGAUUCAUUUAACGACAGUGAAAGAUUUUCCUCUUGCAUGGUGACGCUCCAUAAUUUCCUUCGUUCCUUGACACCUCAGCUUUGAGCAUUAAACCUUACUUCUUACAGGUCAACAACAUUUACUAUUCGACAGAGUGGCGGUAACAA